Molecule: messenger RNA, 1181 nt
Organism: Nannospalax galili (Upper Galilee mountains blind mole rat)
Lineage: Eukaryota; Metazoa; Chordata; Mammalia; Rodentia; Spalacidae
Gene: Fbl
Product: fibrillarin
Exons: 9
Coding region: 114-1091 (325 amino acids)
Biological process (GO): rRNA methylation; box C/D sno(s)RNA 3'-end processing
Cellular component (GO): Cajal body; box C/D methylation guide snoRNP complex; small-subunit processome
Molecular function (GO): rRNA methyltransferase activity; histone H2AQ104 methyltransferase activity; RNA binding
Source: RefSeq, a predicted model, not a curated record
GUCAUGCGCCGCACGUCGCCGCGCGCAUGCGCUCCUUUCCACGUGCGAAAGCCUGAGACUCGUGGAGUCAGGGACGCCGCAGACUCCCGGAGCCGCGCGCCUGGAGAGCAGUGAUGAAGCCAGGUUUCAGCCCCCGUGGGGGCGGCUUCGGCGGCAGAGGAGGCUUUGGUGACAGAGGUGGUCGAGGAGGAGGCCGAGGAGGUCGAGGAGGCUUUGGCGGUGGCCGUGGUGGCUUUGGUGGGGGUCGUGGCCGAGGUGGUGGCGGAGGCUUCAGAGGCCGAGGAGGUGGAGGAGGGGGAAGAGGUGGGGGCUUCCAGUCUGGGGGCAACCGGGGCCGUGGUGGCCGGGGAGGCAAAAGAGGAAACCAGGCAGGGAAGAAUGUGAUGGUAGAGCCCCACCGGCAUGAAGGUGUCUUCAUAUGUCGUGGAAAGGAAGAUGCCCUUGUCACAAAGAAUCUGGUCCCUGGAGAAUCUGUUUAUGGGGAGAAGAGAGUCUCUAUUUCGGAGGGAGAUGACAAAAUUGAGUACCGUGCCUGGAACCCCUUCCGCUCCAAGCUGGCAGCAGCAAUCCUGGGCGGUGUGGAUCAGAUCCACAUCAAGCCAGGAGCCAAGGUGCUCUAUCUUGGAGCAGCCUCAGGCACCACUGUCUCCCACGUCUCUGACAUUGUAGGCCCGGAUGGCCUAGUCUAUGCAGUUGAGUUCUCCCACCGCUCCGGCCGUGACCUCAUUAACUUGGCCAAGAAGAGGACCAACAUUAUUCCUGUGAUUGAGGAUGCCCGGCACCCACAUAAAUACCGCAUGCUCAUCGCAAUGGUGGAUGUGAUCUUUGCCGACGUGGCCCAGCCAGACCAAACCCGGAUUGUGGCCCUGAAUGCCCACACCUUCCUGCGGAAUGGAGGACACUUUGUGAUUUCCAUUAAGGCCAACUGCAUCGACUCCACAGCCUCUGCCGAAGCUGUGUUUGCCUCUGAAGUGAAGAAAAUGCAGCAGGAGAACAUGAAGCCCCAGGAACAGCUGACUCUAGAGCCCUACGAGAGAGACCACGCUGUGGUGGUGGGUGUGUACAGGCCGCCUCCCAAAGCUAAGAACUGAAUGGAGCUCAAUGCUGUCUGGAUUCGAAGAAAUGUGUGUUGCUACUGUUGCACGUGUGACUUUUUUUUUCUAUUAAAAGACUCAUCUGUC